AUGCGGCUGUUGUUCGAUGAGAAUAAAGGCACUGCUGGCGAAGGUGCGGACGGCAGAGUGGUGGGGUGUGGUUCUUUUGAAGGCACUAGCGGUGGAGAGGAGGGUCAUGAUGAUUCGAGUGGGGCGGGGGUGCAGCUACAGCAACAGCCGUCGUUGCCGUCGUCCCUAGGAAAGCGGAGGCGACUCGGUGAAGAUGAAUUUGUUCGAUUUGCUACUGUCUACUUUGACACCAUGGGAACCGAUGCAGCAGACUUCACUUGCGCUGAUGGCGCAGGUGGCGCAGCAGGGUUGUGCGGCCCCCCGAUCGCAGUCACGCGUGCCAGUCAGUGGGCACACUUCGAGGCUCUCGCUGGAGCAAAGGGUUACGUGUCCCUUGAGGACCUCGUCGCAACGGAGCAGGUGGACUGGCUCCGUCAACCCAUGAAUGAAGGAGAUGCCUGCGGCAAUACGGCGGAACACAUGAACGGCGCUCCGGCAGAAGUGAGGGGCAACGGUAAUGGGCGGCUGGCCCUGCUGUCGCACGCGUUUGCCAUUGUCGAUAGUGAUGGGGAUGGCAGAGUUGUUUUUGACGAUAUGGAAGGUUAUCUCGGGCCAGCACUAUGA
Trypanosoma grayi is the source of this 603-nucleotide messenger RNA. RefSeq lists its product as hypothetical. The record is from RefSeq and is a predicted model, not a curated record. The transcript has a single exon. Lineage: Eukaryota; Euglenozoa; Kinetoplastea; Trypanosomatida; Trypanosomatidae. Gene Ontology annotation, molecular function: calcium ion binding. The coding region runs from base 1 to 603 and encodes 200 amino acids.